This is a messenger RNA of Hymenoscyphus albidus, 3312 nucleotides long. Lineage: Eukaryota; Fungi; Ascomycota; Leotiomycetes; Helotiales; Helotiaceae. The record is from the annotation of a GenBank genome assembly.
AGUUGCGCCAGCUCUUGCCGUUGUAUAUCAGAGGCAGCAUAGCACUUUCCCAGCUUGUCAAUUCGUACUUGUAUUCUGCAGAUUUUUCCUCCAAUAAUGCAUACAAGACUUCGAACCCUAUGCCCCUUUUGAACCCCCCCAAAAGGACAACGAUACGACACUUUACUCUACUCGCUCUCACCAUGGCAACUUCAAGCAUCGAAGCUCGUCUAACGGACUCCCUGAUACAAUUCUCAACUAAUCGACAAUUUCCCGAUGAAGAAGAGGUAUCUGCAGCUUAUGUGCAAAGCUCAGUGCUGCCAGGCGCCCUAGAAGCUUUGGAGGAAGCUCGAAAAGCUCUAGAGGUAAGAACGCUACCUUCUCAGGUUCCUGGGAAAUAUGCCUAUACCUGCACCCACACCCACAUUUACACUUGACAAUGCUAAUUUUCUUCGCAGACAGAAAUACGACAGAUCAGCCAGGACAGCGCUACAGACGUCGAUACCUGGAUCGCACAUGCCGAAACAAUCCAACACGACAUUGAAGCUUCACGUCGGCUGGCGAGCAGCAUAGUUCGAGAUGCCGAGGCAGACGAGGAACGUUUGGAAGCUCUCAAGGAGCAGCAAAAACUCGUCAAAUUCUUGGAGAGUGAGGCGACAUUUUCCGAGCAUGUUGCCCACUCAUUGCAGUACCUGCAGGAUAUGAACGAUAAAUUGGACAAGAUUGAAUCGCUGGCCCAGGAAAGAAACUUGCUUGAAGCUUUAUCCGCAUGCAAAGGUAUGUCCAGUUUGAUUCUCAAGUCGCGAGGGUUAUGCUGAAUGUUACCCCAGAUUAUACGGCUUCCCUUUUUCAUGCUCCUGACAAUACGGCUCGGGCGAAAAAGGUUCUCGAUGCGAGAUACAAUGAAAUAUCAGAAUUCUUGCAUGGGCAGUUACGGGCCCUAUAUAAUUACCUUGUUCAUUGCGAUGAAAAAAGCCAUACGCUAACGAUUAACAAUGCCUUGCCAUGUAAGUAGCUAACAACUCGUCCCGGCGUUCCGUCUGCCUCGCAAGCCUCAUUUUUGUUUCUUUUGGGAAGCUCAAACUGACGGAGAUUAGCCGAGAUAAUGACCCUAGAGCAGGUAAUCCACGCACUAAAGACUUAUCAGGAGAUGGAACAGGCUGCAGCGAAACUUUGGGAGGAACUGGAUGAAAUAGUCAUUGGGCCACGAACUUUCCUUCGUCUAGGAAAUCUUCCCGGAAUUGCCAUUGAGAAGGUAGUCCUCGUCUCCCUUACAAUCCCAUAAUUAUUACUGAUCCCCGUAGAACACUAUAGUUUGUGGCCGGGAGCAUGCAGAUCUAACUAUCAAAUCAUUAUUUGAUGAUAUGCACAGUAUCAUCGGGUUUCUCUGCGACAAAUUGCCAAAAGAGUUCAUUAAACAUCUCUCAGAUGCCAUGAUGCCUACUCUUUGCGAAAGGAUCAAAGAAUUAUGGCUUGAUUCCGCUGUUCCUACGUCUUUAGAUGAUUUGAUGGAAUACCAGAAAGCCUUACUGCAAGUAUCAGAUUUUGUUAAGCAUUUGGAGGAGCUCAAAUGGCCUGGUGCAUGGACCCUUCAAGAAUGGGUCUCUACAGCGGCCAAAAAUUGGUUGGACAAACGGAAGGCCAAUGCUUUGGACUGGACGAGGAAUCAGCUCUCUUUGGGUGAGUUAUCGUGUCUCGUUCGAUACGUUGGGGAGUACGGUUAACUAAUGUUUUAGGUGUUGGUAUUUCUCGGCCCGCAGAUCGUAUAGAGAGACGCAUGGUACAACGUGAUGAAGGCAUGCAUAUUCCCGCCAAAGGAAACGUUGUCAACGAUGACUGGGACGCUGCUUGGGAUAGUGGUGACGACGAGCAUCCAAAAGGAUCGCCAAAAUCCACCUCACCCCCACCAUUAAAGAGACACCGAAGCUCCAUAGAUGAAGAGCGGAAAGUUUCCGAAACGACCCCUGCAGCGAUACCAACUGCGUUAGAGGAAGACGACGAAGACGAUGGGGCUGAUGCUUGGGGCUGGGGUGAUGAAGAUACUACUGAACCUGAACCACAGGAAUCUACGCUUCCCGAGCCAACUCCGCCUUCAAGCGAGUCACUGACUGGGGAAGUCAGAGAAAUGAUCAUCAAAGAGAGAUAUUACACCUCUUCUAUGCCACAACCUGUAUUCCAGACGAUGACCGCGAUAUAUGAAGAUGCUGCAAGAUUGACUCGGCCAGAGUAUGUUCAGAUGGUGUCUGGGGAAAGCGGUUUGCUAACGACUAUUAGGAAUGCCGACUCACCUAUCACACCAGCCGCUCCUGGUUUGUUUACUGUUGCAAUCCUCAUUCUUGCCAUGUAUCGCGCGAUAUCGCCUACAUACUAUAAUAAUCAUGAUGAUGGCAACAUGUGGGUGAUUUGUCAACACCAACAUUGAUCAAGCUAACGGAUUCUUCUAGGUUUCUUUACAAUGAUGCCAUGUGGCUAGCCGAUCAACUCCGACAAUUCAGCAAAGAUUGGGCAGAACGAAAGGAUCUUAACGAUCGUAUCUAUGGCAAGCUAAAGCUGGACCCUGAGAUCAAAGUCCUAGAAAGUUUCGGAAAGAGAGCGUACACAAACGAACUCAUCAGCCAGCGAACUGCUUUAACUGACUUUUUAGCUGGUAUGUUCUUUUACUUUCCCCCGCCACUUGGUCUUAUUUAAUAAUAUUCCUCCAGGCCCGCAAAAUUUCUUCCAACAAGACAAAUCAGAAAUUGAACAUGGAGCAAAAGUCGUUGCCAGACUCAUCCGAGAGAAGGCUAAAGCGUGGCAUAAGGUUCUCACCUGGUCCGCAUGCGCCUCGGCGGUUGGCUCUUUGGUAAACACCAUCGCCACGAAACUCAUAACCGAUAUAUUCGACCUCCCCACCAUUGGAGUCGAUGACGCUGCGCUCAUCGCCGAGAUUCUCACCCUUAUUGAAGGACUCGACGACUUGUUUAUCAAACCUCCUACCGCCAACGCUUCCAGAAACGGAAAAGAGGAAUCCAUCAGUCUCACGGCGCAAUUCGUGGAUCAAUGGUUGAAACUGAACUUCUUAAAUCAAGUGUUACAGAGUAACUUGGUAGACAUUCGGUUCUUGUGGCGAGAAAGUGAUUUGAGCUUGUAUUUCCAGAGGGAAGAGGUGGUGGAUUUGAUCAAGUUGAGUUUUGAGAAUAAUGAGAAGGUUAGGGGAGUUAUCAAGGAGAUAAUGGAGGGGGAGUUGCCUAGGGGUGGGGAUUGAAGUGGGAUGAGACGUGUGGGUAUUUGUAUAUCUGUUGGUAUUGUUAGUUAGCGUGGGAGAUAAUGAUACCCUGCUGUAUAACGACUUGG